GAAACCUGCUACUACGCUCCUUGCAGCCCGUCAGGCCAAACAGAGGGAGGCUAGCUGUUAGCUUCAACUGGCAAAGAUGAGUUUUCUGAGAGGAUUGUUUGGGCCUGUAUGUGAGAUAGACGUGGUGCUGAAUGAUGCAGAAAACAGAAAAACUGCAGAGCUGAAGACAGAAGAUGGAAAAGUGGAGAAACACUAUCUGUUCUAUGAUGGAGAGUCGGUAGCUGGAAAGGUGAAUCUAAAUGUGAAGCAGGGAGGGAAACGGUUGGAGCAUCAAGGCAUCCGCAUUGAGUUUGUUGGACAGAUAGAGCUGUUCUCUGAUAAGAGCAGUACCCAUGAGUUUGUGGACUUGGUAAAAGAGCUGGCUUUGCCUGGAGAACUAACCCAGAACCGAAGCUACGACUUUGAGUUCAUGCAGGUGGAAAAGCCCUAUGAGUCGUACACCGGAGCAAACGUCAGACUCAGGUAUUUCCUCCGGGUGACAAUUGUUCGCCCUUUGUCUGAUUUAGUGAAAGAAUAUGAGUUAAUUGUUCACCAGCUGGCCACUUAUCCAGACGUAAACAACUCCAUUAAGAUGGAGGUCGGCAUUGAGGAUUGUCUGCACAUCGAGUUUGAAUACAAUAAAUCCAAAUAUCACCUGAAGGACGUGAUAGUCGGGAAGAUUUAUUUCCUCCUGGUCAGGAUCAAGAUCCAGCACAUGGAGCUGCAGCUCAUCAAGAAGGAGGUCACAGGCAUCGGUCCCAGCACUACCACAGAGACAGAAACGGUUGCAAAGUAUGAGAUCAUGGACGGUGCUCCAGUUAAAGGAGAAUCAAUUCCAAUCAGACUUUUCCUGGCAGGAUAUGAUCUGACACCCACCAUGAGGGAUGUUAAUAAGAAGUUCUCCGUUCGCUACUUUCUAAAUCUGGUGCUGGUGGAUGAGGAGGACAGGAGAUACUUUAAACAGCAGGAAAUUGUUUUGUGGAGAAAAGCUCCAGAGAAGCUGAGAAAAAGAAACUUCCACCUGCGCUACGAGUCGCCCGAGCCCAGAAGCCAGCCGGUCUCUGCAGAGCAGCCGGAGAUGUGAGGGUCAUACCCAGAAGAUCUGAAGGCAAACACAUCACAGCUUCUUUCUGCAAAACAGCCAGAGGUUUGAGGGCUGAAGCUGCUCUCUCCAUGGACUGACAGAUGUCUGUAAAACACAAAUACACAGAAGUUAUCUUUAGACAUCCCCUGCACACCUGCUCACCAUUUCACAGCUUCCAAUGGGAGCUGCCACUACUCUCACCCAGAACUGAAACACAGAUGCAUACGACUGCAACAACACGUCUGCUUAAACCUGAAUGUCAAAGCUAAAAUGAAAAUCAGCCUAAAAAAACAAUGAGAUGCCCAAGUUAGUUGUAGCUCCUCCAGACAAGCACACAUGCAUAAAGCCAUACGGUCCCAGUCUGCUAGCCAUGCAAACUGUUCAGGAAGAAAACGGAAGAGCAGCACUUCUCCCCUCUGAAUUGAGAGUUUCUCUUUUCAAAUCAUCUCUCAUCCUGGACUUUAUCUCUCACACUUUACAUAAAACCAACAAACCACUACUUAGAGCUGCAUGAACUACUCCUAAAACGAAAGGCUUCAAAGACCAGAAGAGACGACGCUAUGGGGGCAACACCUAUGUCCUGCAUUUAUGUACACUACCUGACUGAGCUGGAGCAUCAAGGAUUUCAACGCUGUUUUAUAACUGUAAACGACUUUGCAGCAGUUUAAAGACCUAUCAGCAGCAUUCUGCUUUAAUUGGGGAAUCUAGUGCAAUAAGUGUUCACAACAAUAUAAAAACCCACAAUAUAGUUCUGACUGAGGAAAAUCCAGUUCCACCUCUGGUUGCUGUACACAACCGAAUAAAUUCCCCCAAAGUACUUGAUUUAAUGAUUUAUCUUAAGGUGAUUUAUUUAGGUUAAAUCUGCAGGUUAGUUUUUUUUUUCUUUUACAUAACAGAGAAACAUUUCUUUCUGCUUAGAUGGACGGAUUACAUGUCAUUAAAAUUAUCUGUAAUGUCAACAGAAUCUAUAUUCAUGGUUAUGACAUGUUAACGUCUGGGCGCCACUUUGUGUUAGAUCCUUGUCAGUGCUGUCUGUGUCUGAAAUACUGUAUGUAUGCAAAAAUCGUAUUGUAAAAAUGAGAAGCAUUUUCAGGGUUUCGCUGCUGAAAUUCAAAUUAAUUUAAUUAGAGUGAACCAUUAGAGAAUCAUAAUGUGAAUUUGUCUAUUGCAUUUAAUUUGUUUUCUGCCAGCUGACCAGUCUCUGUGUGAAACAGUUUCCUUUCAGUAGCUCAAAGAUAGAAGGUUG
Cyprinodon tularosa is the source of this 2309-nucleotide messenger RNA. It is a transcript of the gene vps26a, whose product is annotated as VPS26, retromer complex component A. The transcript is spliced from 9 exons. The record is from RefSeq and is a predicted model, not a curated record. Gene Ontology annotation, biological process: retrograde transport, endosome to Golgi; intracellular protein transport. The coding region runs from base 77 to 1063 and encodes 328 amino acids. NCBI's taxonomy places the organism in Eukaryota, Metazoa, Chordata, Actinopteri, Cyprinodontiformes, Cyprinodontidae. Gene Ontology annotation, cellular component: retromer complex; endosome.